UUUUUUUGGCGGAGCCGGGGCGCCCUCCGGAAGCUUUUCUAACUUUCCAGAAGUUUCUCGGGACGGGCGGGAGGUGGGGUGGGGGAACGCCAUAUAUAGAUCUGGAGAGCGGGGGCGCGGCGGAGAGUGGAAUCCGUUCGCGGCUCUAGUGCGGCACUGUGACUGCGGUCCCCGCGCCAGCCCAGCCCGGCCAGGUCCUCCGUGGUGCUCACAACCCACCUCCCAGCCAUGCGUGCCCUCAUGCUCAUCAGCACCUUCUGCCUACUGGCCAGAGCCCUGGCCGCCGAGGUGAAGAAACCCGCGGCCGCAGCAGCUCCCGGCCCGGCGGAGAAGCUGAGCCCCAAGGCGGCCACGUUGGCUGAGCGCAGCGCCGGCCUGGCCUUCAGCCUGUACCAGGCCAUGGCCAAGGACCAGGCGGUGGAGAACAUCCUGCUGUCGCCCGUGGUGGUGGCCUCGUCCCUGGGGCUAGUGUCGCUGGGCGGCAAGGCGGCCACCGCGUCGCAGGCCAAGGCGGUGCUGAGCGCCGAGCAGCUGCGCGACGAGGAGGUGCACGCGGGCCUGGGCGAGCUGCUGCGCUCGCUCAGCAACAGCACGGCGCGCAACGUGACCUGGAAGCUGGGCAGCCGCCUGUAUGGGCCCAGCUCGGUGAGCUUCGCAGACGACUUCGUGCGCAGCAGCAAGCAGCACUACAACUGCGAGCACUCCAAGAUCAACUUCCGCGACAAGCGCAGCGCCCUGCAGUCCAUCAACGAGUGGGCGGCGCAGACCACCGACGGCAAGCUGCCCGAGGUCACCAAGGACGUGGAGCGCACAGAUGGCGCGCUGCUGGUCAAUGCUAUGUUCUUCAAGCCACACUGGGAUGAGAGAUUCCACCACAAGAUGGUAGACAACCGAGGCUUCAUGGUGACCCGUUCCUAUACCGUGGGUGUCACCAUGAUGCACCGGACAGGUCUCUACAACUACUAUGAUGACGAGAAGGAGAAGCUGCAAAUUGUGGAGAUGCCCCUGGCGCACAAGCUCUCCAGCCUCAUCAUCAUCAUGCCCCACCACGUGGAGCCCCUUGAGCGCCUUGAGAAGCUGCUGACCAAAGAGCAGCUGAAGAUCUGGAUGGGGAAGAUGCAGAAGAAGGCUGUUGCCAUCUCCCUGCCCAAGGGUGUGGUGGAGGUGACCCACGACCUGCAGAAACACCUGGCUGGGCUGGGUCUGACUGAGGCCAUUGACAAGAACAAGGCAGACCUGUCUCGCAUGUCCGGCAAGAAGGACCUGUACCUGGCCAGUGUGUUCCACGCCACCGCCUUCGAGUGGGACACAGACGGCAACCCCUUCGACCAGGACAUCUAUGGGCGUGAGGAGCUGCGCAGCCCCAAGCUCUUCUACGCCGACCACCCCUUCAUCUUCCUGGUUCGAGACACCCAGAGCGGCUCCCUGCUGUUCAUUGGGCGCCUGGUCCGGCCCAAGGGCGACAAGAUGCGAGACGAGUUAUAGGGCCCCAGGGUGGGUGUGGGAUGGCAGGGGGCAGUGGGAGGCUCCUGAGACACAUGGGUGCUAUGGGGGUGGGGAGCUGAGGUACUGACCUUGGAUAGUCCACGGGGUGGGGGGUGGGAAAACAGGAUGACUGGCUGUGUCUGAGCAGACCUUCCCAGCCAGGAUUCAGUCUGCCUGGACACGGGCCCCCAGAUGUCAGGAUGCUGAGCCCAGAGACCCCACGUCCUGUGGGAGCUGGGCAGUAGUCGUGGAGCCCUGCCCUCAGCCCUGGGAUCCAGCCUGCCUCCGUCAGUGUUCAUAUUUAUAGCUGUGUGCUUUCUCAUCUGUGAGACGGAAUCGAGCUGGGGGUUCAGCCAAGCCCUCAUGGAAUGGGGGCCCUCUUCCUGAUACUACCACCACCUCAGCCCCUCCCCAGCUCCCUCCCAAUCUUCUAACUUCCCUCAACUAUAAAACUAGGUGCUGCAGCCCCUGGGACACGUACCCACCCCCCUCCAUGGGUCUCACCCCAGUGAGGGGGUCGGGUAUAGCUUAUGGGGGGGCAGGGGGAGCUCUUGGGCAGACUCCAGUCAGGCAUCAUGGGGAUGAACUUUUUUUUUUCCUUUUACAGAUUUUCAAAGAUGGGGAGGAAAGGGGGGAAAUGAGCCUUUGUUGCUGUCAAACAAAGAACUUAUUUGUACAAUUGUUUUUUUCAAUAAAAUUUUCCAGUGAAAUUUUG
This is a messenger RNA of Balaenoptera musculus (blue whale), 2200 nucleotides long. It is a transcript of the gene SERPINH1, whose product is annotated as serpin family H member 1. Gene Ontology annotation, cellular component: endoplasmic reticulum. Gene Ontology annotation, molecular function: collagen binding; serine-type endopeptidase inhibitor activity. Gene Ontology annotation, biological process: collagen fibril organization; negative regulation of endopeptidase activity. The transcript has 5 exons. The coding region runs from base 229 to 1485 and encodes 418 amino acids. The record is from RefSeq and is a predicted model, not a curated record. Lineage: Eukaryota; Metazoa; Chordata; Mammalia; Artiodactyla; Balaenopteridae.